Molecule: messenger RNA, 1723 nt
Organism: Schizosaccharomyces octosporus yFS286
Lineage: Eukaryota; Fungi; Ascomycota; Schizosaccharomycetes; Schizosaccharomycetales; Schizosaccharomycetaceae
Product: inner membrane protein
Exons: 2
Coding region: 128-415 (95 amino acids)
Source: RefSeq, a predicted model, not a curated record
GGAAGUUAGUGAAUCGUAGUUUUGUAAAUAAAGGAAAGCCAUUUGAGAAGUACUAACUAUUUCCCCCUUUUCCACACGGUGUGCGAAAUCAUAUAUUCUCGACUGCCCUUUCUGUUAGUAGUCGCCAAUGCAUCCUCAUCUCGAUAUCAAUAAUCAAAAGCGAUGUGCGCAUCUUAUAUUGGCACUAGAAGAAUGUCAUAGACAUUAUGGAAAAUUUUUAGGAGAAUGCAACUCAAUCAAAUACAGCUUGAAAGAGUGUUUGAAUCAAGAUAGAAACGAGAAAGCAAAAGUCAAUCGAGAAAAAGCACUCCAACAGAAAGCAUCUUCUAGGGAGUAUCGCCGAAGAAUGGAAGAACAGGAGGCAGAAAAAAUACAAGAGUUGCUUAGAAGCCGAAGUAAAUCUUCUUCCGAUUAACGUAUUUGAUUAUUCUAUUGCAAGCACAAGUACCAGAAUUAAAAAUAGAAAUAGUUACUUACUAGAACCGAUUUAAAGCAAAUUUAACAAUGAAGUUAUUAGGUCUUAAUGCUUGGUUUCGAUUGUGCAAGCGACAUUAUCUUCAUUGCGUUACUGAGGUCUAAUCGUGAACCGGCUCUUGUUCCUUCAGAUCUUUGUGGGAUUUGUGAAAGCGUUUCAUUUUAAAGAGCUUUGUGAAAGAAUUCUUAUUUCCAAUCUUCAAUCUUGCACCCAAUCUGCCAUCGGAAGAGGAUGAUGGAGUUUCUGACGAAUUUGGAUCUUGCUCGGUUUCAGGAAGUAGCGGCCCUAUAACUCGACUAGUGUAACUGUUUAGUUGCCUUUGUAGUUGCUCUACACUAGAUUUUCCAAAUGUUUGAUAGACUCCCAAGUAUGGUCGUUUGUUCUUGCCUUUUCCUAACGCUUGCACAUAGAUUCCAACUUCGAUGAGCUCUUUUAAGCAACUUUGGAAUCUCUCUACAAGGACGCUUGCUUCAUUUUCAUAUUCAUCCAAAUCUUCUUGUCCCUCCGAGUCUUUCAUCUCUAUCGCUUCACGAACCUGAUAAUUUGCAAUCCUUAGUCCAUCAACUGCGCAUGAUAACACUGAAUAGAAUUGACGGAAUUUCUCAUUCUCUUCUUCCUCUGUUACUGCUUUAAAAACUCUAAGUGUAUCUUGGUGAUUAAAUCCUUCUCCCUUAGCUGAGCCGAUUGGAAUCUUCCCUUGGCUUUCCAGGAAUUCAUGUAUAGAAUCUAAUACCAUAACAAACACUGCAGAUACUAGAAUGCUACUUUCUUUGCACCAUCCGUAUUGGUUUUCGAUCAACUUAUAGUGAUUAUCAUCUACACUUUCUUCAGGUAUACUCUUGCAGUACUGUUCCUGUCUUUGAGUUAACAUCCUGCUGGUUAGCUUCAUAAUUCCCUAUUUCCGUCUUUUGCAUACGUAAAAAUGUGUUCUAUAUCCAAAUAAUUUGAAAAAUCAUUUUGGUCUUCUUUAAUCGAACCAAUCUCUGAGUUUUGAAUGCUCGACAUAUUUGCUCUAGGAUGUUUCUUGUUGCCUUGAAUUGGGUUAUUUAUUUUUGUUUAGAUUGACAGUCUUUCCGGAUAAACAAAAGACCACAUUGUUUGGAUUACCCACGUAACCCUCGUUCAUCCCUUUUUUUUUCAAAACAUAAACAAAAAUAAUUUUGUUUACCAAUAUCAUGAUUAUUUUUUUUUUGUACAAGAUCCAAUGAAAGAAUAAGUUUUAAAAAUUAAUCUUAUGUGUGUUUCUUU